Molecule: messenger RNA, 572 nt
Organism: Pelmatolapia mariae (spotted tilapia)
Lineage: Eukaryota; Metazoa; Chordata; Actinopteri; Cichliformes; Cichlidae
Gene: cfap126
Product: cilia and flagella associated protein 126
Exons: 6
Coding region: 45-572 (175 amino acids)
Biological process (GO): cilium organization
Cellular component (GO): ciliary basal body
Source: RefSeq, a predicted model, not a curated record
CAACAAUUUAACAGAUUAGGAGACCGUAACUUACAGAUCCAGCAAUGUCUUCCAGCUAUUCGGCAAACCAGUAUGACAGCGCCUUUAAACCGCACAGGCUGCAGAACUGGUGUGAGACUAAGCACUUCAGAGAGAGACCUAGUGCACAGGUGGGCCGUACCACCUUCAUCGCUGAUGAUAGAGGACACCUGCUCCCAGGAGUGGGGAAGAGAGGCCUUGCAUGGCCUGACUUUAAAGGCACCUGGGAUCUACCUGCUCGCAUCCCAGGCCAGCGAAUCAACCCUACCGCCCGCUCUGUGGAGGGCCUCAACAGGCUCAAAUCAUGGGGACUGUACCCAAAGAACGCUGACAUGUCUCAGCCACACAGAGGCAGCAAAAGCACAAAUAGGCAGAAGGAAACUGGCGAGCAGACCAGUUUGAAAGUACUGCAGGAUGAUGCCACCCAGUCUGCUGCAGCUGCUCCAGCUUCUCAGAAUUGGUCCACUACUGGGAGUGACAGAACUACCAACCAGAACCAGGAGGAAGCUACGGUGCCCAAAGAGAACCUACACAGACACAAGGAGAACAUGUAA